Molecule: messenger RNA, 624 nt
Organism: Penicillium brasilianum
Lineage: Eukaryota; Fungi; Ascomycota; Eurotiomycetes; Eurotiales; Aspergillaceae
Source: the annotation of a GenBank genome assembly
AUGACGACCGAUCUUCAAGCCACGAACCCGUCUCUCUAUCCCGAGCAAGUCACUCAAGUGAUCGUACCUGCUACGAUAGAGCCUAUCCGAACUAAAAAUCUGUACCUUCGGACUCUCGACGUAAAAGAUGCGGUGGAUCUUUUUGAAUAUCGACGCCUGCAGAAGGUAGCAGACUGGCUAUGGCCAAAAAUCCCUCACAGAGACAUCUCCGAGACAGAAGCAAAAAUCAAGACCAAGACAUUCCAAACACCCGAUGCAUCUGGUGCUAUCGGGCGACAAUUCCAUUUUGCUAUUAUCCGCGCCGACGACCCAGCUCAAAAGGUCAUUGGUUCACUAGGCAUAAAUGCGCUCGAUCCAUCACCUUCGAUCGGAUACGGCAUUCACCCUGACUUCUGGGGCAAAGGGUAUAUCAGCGAGGCGGUUGCUGGUGUCAUUGACGCGUGGUGGAAGCUCGAGAGGAAAGAUAUUGAGGGCUUGGGCGAGACAGAGAAGUUGUAUGCUGCAUGUAAUAAAGCAAAUAUUGGAAGCCUGAGGGUGCUGCAGAAGAAUGGGUUCGAAAUUCUCCAGGAGACUCACAUAGAAGGGGAUGUGGUAGCUUUACUGGGGUUGGAAAGACCCCAGUGA